GCGUGCCCGUUGUCUCGGAGAGAGGGAGAGAAAAAAUCGUUCGCGUCUCCGGGUUGGGUGACUUCCGUGACUGCAUGGCGUUUAUGUGCCAGCGGGACAGCUGGGUUCAGCAGUUUACCACCCAGGUGGUCUCCUGCUGCCCGGCAAAAUUAUCUACAGAAAUUAAUAAAAAGAACAUUUUGCAAGGUUACCAUGUCAUCUUGGAAGACACUAUUCUUUUCCCAGAGGGUGGAGGGCAGCCUGAUGACCGGGGAUUUAUUAAUGAUAUCCCUGUUCUCAGAGUCACCCGACAAGGUCCAGAUGCUUUACACUUUAUCCAGACACCACUUGAGCCAGGAACUAAGGUACAACUGGUGCUAGACUGGGACCGACGGUUUGACCAUAUGCAGCAGCAUUCAGGACAACAUCUCAUCACAGCACUUGCAGAUCUGAUGUUUGGAUACAAGACAACAUCAUGGGAGCUGGGUCGUCAGCGAAGCACUAUUGAAAUAGACACCUUGUCAAUGACAGUAGAUCAGGUGACAGCCCUUGAGCAGAGUGUGAAUGAAAAAAUUCGAGCUCGGGUCCCUGUGAUGGUACGAGAGUUUGCUGUGGGUGAUCCUGAAGUUGAGAUGGUAAGGAGCCGUGGCUUGCCAGAUGACCAUACUGGGCCAGUUCGGAUAAUAAGCAUUGAAGGUAUUGAUGCCAAUAUGUGUUGUGGAACACAUGUCUCCAAUCUAAGUGACCUGCAGGUCAUUAAGCUCUUGGGUACAGAAAAGGGAAAAAAGAACAAAACCAACUUAAUUUUUCUUGCUGGCAAUCGGGUGCUGAAAAGUCUGGAUCGGAGCCAUUCCAUUGAAAAGGCCAUGACAUCACUGCUUAAGAAUGGUCCCGAAGAACAUGUAGAAGCUGUGAAAAGACUGCAGAGCUCUCUGAAGCUGCUUCAGAAGAAUAAUGUGAAUUUGCUAAGAGAUUUAGCUGUUCUUACAGCGCAGAACUUCAAAAACACCACGGUUGAACAGCCAGUAUUUGUCUUACACAGGAAAGAUGGUGACUCUGAGUUCAUGAAUAUACUUGCAAAUGAAAUUGGCUCUGGGGAAACUCUUCUUUUCUUAUCUGUGGGAGAUGAAAAAGCAGCUGGGCUUUUUUUGCUGGCAGGACCUUCAGAAGCAGUGGAGAAACUGGGCCCCAGAGUUGCUGAACUACUGGAAGGAAAAGGAGCAGGGAAACAGGGGCGCUAUCAGGGCAAAGCUACAAGGAUGAGCCGACGAUCAGAAGUGGAGGCCCUUCUUCAGGAAUUCGCCAGGAAAUAGAACUCAGAACAAUGACUGGGUAUCCGGACAAUAGUGCAAUUAGGGAAGAAGCAAAGUUUCAGCCAUAAUUGUUCCUCAAGGACUAUUAGAUAAUACAAUAAUUUGUGUUUCUGUUUUUUGAGUGUGCCAGUAUCACCAGAAGAAAAUUAUCAGUGGUCUAAUGCUGCGAAGAGGAAUAUUACUAGAUAUGAAAGAGAUAAAAUAUGUAAGAGAGGUGUGGUAUGUAAAACAAGCAUGUCUGGAACCUUUAUUAUAUGUCUGUAGAAAGAAACUUCACCAUAAACCAAGCAGUUUUGGGGUAUAGAGAAGAACUGCAUUUUUCAGGGAUGUGUUAUGAUAAAUUUUCCAUAAAAUUUGUGAUGCUUCAAUAUCACAAAUUAAACAUUACAGGUGUUUGCUGAU
Molecule: messenger RNA, 1694 nt
Organism: Pseudonaja textilis
Lineage: Eukaryota; Metazoa; Chordata; Lepidosauria; Squamata; Elapidae
Gene: AARSD1
Product: alanyl-tRNA synthetase domain containing 1
Biological process (GO): regulation of translational fidelity; tRNA aminoacylation
Molecular function (GO): aminoacyl-tRNA ligase activity; Ser-tRNA(Ala) deacylase activity; ATP binding
Source: RefSeq, a predicted model, not a curated record